This is a messenger RNA of Magallana angulata, 4926 nucleotides long. RefSeq lists its product as uncharacterized. The coding region runs from base 1 to 4926 and encodes 1641 amino acids. The record is from RefSeq and is a predicted model, not a curated record. NCBI's taxonomy places the organism in Eukaryota, Metazoa, Mollusca, Bivalvia, Ostreida, Ostreidae. The transcript is spliced from 4 exons.
AUGCGGAAAGUUCACAAGGGAGGUAGUAACAAGUCGGGGUCUGCCUUGAAGCCCCCACUUGCCAGUGCAGGCAUGAGUCCGGCAAAGAUGCCGAAACGUAAAACAUUUGAUGGCAGGAAGCAGAGGGAGAAACAAAAAAUGAGAAUGAGGGAGAAGAGACAGCAGUCUCGGUAUCCAGACACUCCUCCCAAUGAGCUGGUUGUAGAGUCCAGUGUUUCUGUUGAACCAGUGGAUGGAGCAAUCUCUGCUCCCCCCAGUAAUUUUCUGGGGCAGGUUUCCAUGGGGUUUCCUAAUAGUAAAAAACCCCUGGCCAGAGUGCAGGCCUCUCUUCGCGAGAGAAUGCACUCACCUGCCUCGAGGUUGCCAUCUCCUCGAGGAAGUCGUCUGUUUGUCCGUGAACAGGACAAGGCACCGUCCCCUGACUCCCCAGCGUGGGUUUGUGCUCCACCGAGGGCACCUGGACUGGACACCGUGCACGUGUCUGGUCCAGCAGGUCAGGCGCAGCUGGAUACCUCCAGGGAGGAAGAGACCAGCAGUAUUCUAAAAGAUGAGGAAACCUUAACGAGAAACAAAACGGAUACUGAACGAAAAACAAAACGUAUUCUGAACGAACACAAGAUACUAGAAACUAUAUAUGAGAACCAGAACAAUGAUAUAUCAGAGGAAAUAUAUGAUGAGAUAUCAAAGAAUAUAUAUGAUGAGAUAUCAGAAAGUAUUAUAGAAAACCAGUGCAUUAAGAUAUCAGAGAAUAUGUAUGACAGCCAUAAUGAGAUAUCAAAGAAUCUUAAUGAGAAUGAAGAGAGUGAGGUUACAGAGAAUAUGAAUGAAAAACGUGUAACUGCCAUACAUGUGAAUCUGUAUGAGAAUCAACAGACAAGGACAAUGAAGGAUAUAAAUGGCAAAAUAGAAAAUGAGAAUGAUCUUGAAAAAAACAUAAAGAGAGAGAAAUAUAAUCAGAACCCAGUACUACGAAACAGAAAAUUAGCUGCAGCGGCUCUUAAAUAUAGAGAAGACAAGUAUUACCAAUCAUUUGUGAAGGAAAGAUACAAGGAAAAAUAUAGAUCUGAUACCAAAUGCAGAGAAAGAAGUAAGAAGUUGUAUGACAAAAAUCGAGAUGUUAAGAGAGAGAUAAGCACAGAGAAAUACAGAAGAAACACUUCGCAUAGAGAAGAUGUAAAACUGAGAAGCAAAGAGAAGUACAGAACAGAUCCUGUACACAAAGAGGAGAUGAAGAAAAGAAGUACAGUGAAAUAUCAAACUAAUGCAAAGCAUAGAGAAGAGAUGAAAAAGCGAAGUAUAAUUAAAUACCAAUCAGAUGAAAAACACAGAGAAGAGAUGAAAAAGAGAAGUAUAAUUAAAUACCAAUCAGAUGAAAAACACAGAGAAAAUGUUAAGAUUAGGAGUAAGCAGAUCUACAAUAGUGAUGAAGCUCACAAAAAGCGUGUAAAUUCUGCAAGUAUUCGGAGAUACAAUACUGAUGAAUCAUACAGGAAAAGAAAUCUUAGGAAAAGGUCAAUGAAGUAUGAAACAGAUGAUGGCUUCAGAACAAGAGCUAAAGUCUAUAGUAAAGAAAUGUAUGCAUCAAGUUCUAAUGUCAGAUUAAAGAAAAAAGAUGCAUUAAUACAGCAAAGAAGAGCAAAAAGACAAAAACUAGAUAACGAAGAGGAAGUAGCAGCCUUGUUUAGGUGUAAAGUAAAGGAAGGCAUUAAUUACAUAUGUUGUUGUUGUAAUCGGCUCUUGUUUGAAAAUCAAGUCCAAAGAUGCAAUCCCCCAUCUUAUGAAAAGAACACAGAAGGAGCAUCAGCAGCUGAAGUCUGCAUACAGACAAAAUAUUUGCAUCAGUGUUCAGAAUUUUGCCUUCCGAACUGUACAAGAUCAUCAUUGUGGAUUUGCUUUACCUGUCAUAGGAAGAUUCUAAAAGGAAAAAUUCCAGCAGAGGCGACCGUGAACAAUUUGAUUUUGGAAGAUAUUCCGAAGGAACUUUCCGACUUGAAUAGCCUCGAAAGACACCUAAUUGCAUUACAAAUACCUUUUAUGAAGGUAAUGGGGCUUCCUCAUGGUGGUCAGAAGAAUGUUCAUGGACCGGUUGUUUGUGUGCCAUCAGACAUGAAAAAGGUAGCAAAUCUACCGCUGAAGGAAGAUGAAAAUUUGUUGUUGCGUGUAAAAUUGAAAAGGAAAUUAAAUUACAAAGGAUAUUUUGAAUAUCAGUUUGUAGACCCAAAGCACGUUUUUGCUGCCUUAGAUUACUUGAAACAGAAUAACAAAUGGUAUGCAAGUGUUACAAUAGACAAGAAUUGGAAAGAAAAUGAUUUUGGUGAAGAAGUUACAGAAGUAACUGAUGAAGUACAAUUAGAUGAUGUAGAACACCAAGAAUUAGCUACUGACACCUGUUUACAGCCACUGGAUAUUGCACAGGAAGUUUUAGAUCAUUUCUUUGAUGACAUAUACAGUAUUGCACCUGGAGAAGGUAAGAAUCCUGUUCGCUUGUUGCAAGAACCAGGAAAUGAAGCUAAAUCCUUUCCAUACCUUUUUCCUAGCGGAAAGUUCUCAUGGAAUGACGAUAGGCCGGAAAGGAUAACGUUAUCUAGAUAUUUCAACAACCGGUUAAUGAAUGCAGAUAACCGAUUUGCUAAAGAUACAAGUUACAUUUUUUUCAGCCAGUAUUUGUCAGAACUGAAUCAAGUAAUAGAGAAAACUCAAAUCUCAAUUCGAAAAUCUGUCACAAAGAUUGGGAGUGAUAAAUUAGUUACACCAGACAUGUUACAAGAUCCGGAGACCCUUUCAAAGCUGUUGAGAAAUGACGAGGCAUUACGCUUUAUGCAGCCUAUUCGUGGAACACCGGCAUAUUGGUCUGCAGCCCAAAAAGAUCUCUUUGCAAUGCUGCGGCAGUUGGGAAUACCUACAUGGUUUUGUUCGUUCUCUGCUGCUGAACAUAGAUGGAAUGAUUCUAUUAGAACAAUUUUACAACAACAGAAUGAUCACAGAGAUCCAGAUUUGUUAGAUUGGUCUGAAAAAAACGAAGUACUAAAAAGUAAUCCAGUUACUGUUGCAAGGAUGUUUGAACAGAGAUUCCACGUGUUUCAGAAAGAUGUCAUUUUAUCGCCAUCGGAACCAAUUGGAAAAGUUAUAGACUUUUUUCAGAGAGUUGAGUUUCAACAAAGAGGAUCGCCUCACAUGCACUGCUUAUACUGGGUUGAAAACUCUCCUAAAAUUGAUCAAGAUGGCGAGGAAGCAGUGUGUAAUUUCGUCGAUAAAUAUGUAUCUUGCGCAGUUCCUUUGGAGGAGGAAGAUGCUGAGCUAAGAAGCAUUGUGCUGGCUGUUCAACAACACAGUAAAAAACACUCCAAGUCAUGCAGAAAGAAGGGCUCAGAGUGCAGGUUUAAUUUUCCUAGACCGCCUUCUGUACGCACAUUCAUCACUUCACCUGAAACUGAUGAAAUAGAUCAAAAUAUUGAAACAGAAACAAAAAAUGAGACAGAGAAAAGGGUUGCUAAAGAUAUGCUAAUGCGUGUCUGGGAUGAAAUGCAACUAGACAGCAAUUCAUCAAGCACAGUUGGCGAAAUCUUCAAUGCAUUGGGAUUGACGCAAGAACAAUAUGAAACAGCAUAUAACAUUAUUACAAAAAAGAAGGCAAUUGUUCUGCAAAGAGAACCGUGUGAGCUCUGGACCAACCAGUACAACCCAUGUCUAUUAAGGUGCUGGGAUGCAAACAUGGACAUUCAAUUUGUUUUAGAUCCAUUUAGCUGCAUUGUUUAUAUCAUUUCUUAUAUCUCAAAAUCUGAAAGAGAAAUGGGGAUGUUGCUGAAACAAACAAAGAUAGAGGCCGAGGAAGGGAACUGUGAAGCACGCCAAACAUUGAAAAAAAUUGGGUCUGCCUACUUAAAACAUCGGGAAGUGAGUGCACAAGAAGCUGUUUAUCGUGUCUGUAAUUUGAAAAUGAAAGAGUGUUCGAGGAAGGUUGUUUUUAUACCAGUGGGAGAAAACCCAACCCGUUUAACCAAACCACUUUCUCAGAUAAAACGAGCCACACAUAAGGAGAGAGAAGAAGCCAAUGACGAUGGAAAUGAGGAAGAGGAUUUAUGGAUGAUAAAUAUUGUUGAAAGGUAUGAAAAUCGACCAAACAAGAUAAUGUUUCACGAAAUGUGUUUGGCUCAAUUCUGUUCAGAAUACCGCGUUCUUGCAAAGUCUCAGGUUCCAAAGACUCCAAAUGAAAAUGUAUUUGAAUUGCAAAAUUCAAAGGGAUUUGUACAAAAGAGAACCAGAACAAAACCAGCUGUAAUUAGAUACCCACGGUUUAGUGUUGACAAAAUGUCUGAAAAAUAUUAUCAGUGUCUCCUACAGCUCUUCCUGCCUCACGAGAGAACAACUCAAUUAAAACCAACAGGUUUUGAUCUCUAUCAGACAUUUUAUGAGAAUGGCCAUGUUAAAGUGAGAAAUGAUAAGACAUUACAAGCAGUCAAGAUAUUGGUCGAUACAAAUCAUGCAAAAUUUGCAGAAAAUGAAGAAAUGAUAGCGGACGCACAAGAAACAUUUGAGACUAUCGGAGAACCGCAGGAUGCAUGGGCAAGUUUAUGUCCAGAAACUGAAUUGAUACGAAAGGAAUGUAUUGAAGAAAGAAGUACACUGAAUGUGUUGGAUGAUCAUGUCGAUGAAAUACCGGAGAUGGAGACCGAGGCAAACUCAGCUGAUGUCAUGUUCAAAGUCCAACAAAAUAACCAAUCCAGAGAAGAAGCCUUGCAGAUAAUCCAAAACCUAAAUGAGACACAGAGAAACAUCUUUUAUUAUAUAAGAGACUGGUGUAUAGAAAAAUCAACAGGACAAAACCCAGACCCCUUUCACAUAUUUAUAACAGGUGGUGCAGCUCGAUUUGCGUUUUACAGAAGCAGAUAUAAUCUGUUUGACAGAGACUUGGUUGAGACCAAAUGA